Papilio xuthus (Asian swallowtail) is the source of this 3253-nucleotide messenger RNA. Its product is annotated as formin-like protein 13. The coding region runs from base 120 to 2678 and encodes 852 amino acids. The transcript is spliced from 23 exons. Lineage: Eukaryota; Metazoa; Arthropoda; Insecta; Lepidoptera; Papilionidae. The record is from RefSeq and is a predicted model, not a curated record.
CGCUAAUUGUCAAAAUAUAUCUUAUUGUUUUUAAAAUAUUUAUCAUUAAUAUACUCAUUUGAAGAUCAGAAGUGAUUCAAAUAUUAAUUUAAAUAUAUCGAAAAUAAAUCAAAGACAAUAUGACAGCGACAGCAUCGUCAAGUCAAGAGCAAGCCGUCGUGCUCGACAUCGGAGCAAUGAUCGACCUGGCCAUCGGCACACCAGAGGUUGGUGUGGUAGACUUCGGUAUGCUACAAAUAGUGCUACACUGCUUGGCGCAACAGAUACGAAUGGCCGAAAAGCACGUCGAACUGCGAGGUGACUCAGAUAUGCUGCCUGUUGGAAGGGACUACGUACGAACGGUUUCCAUAACAGAAUACGCUGUGGACACUGAAGGGAAUAAGAUACAAGAGAUUGAUCCUCAUGCAGCUCCAUCGCCUGAAGAACAACAAGCUGAUAGUAUUUUCUUAGUGGAACGCUUGAAAAAAUCCGAAGUCGCGGAUCGAUCGAAGAAAGUGGAACAAGCACAUGUGGUGGCACCGUCACUAUCUCGCAAAAUAAAACCCGAGGAGCCGCCAGAGCCCCCUGCCGAGGAACCAGCUCCGCCGGAGCCGGCUCCGCCACCGGAACCACCGGCCCCAGUUCGCAGCCAGCCUGCCUCCAUAGAACGUCUGUCUCUUGUUACUCUCAGCAAAUUCAAUGUCCUUGAAAAUACAGUAGAAGAUCUUAAAAAUCGGGUCUACGGCAGCAUGCCGAAGAACGAAGAAAUCUUGGAAGAAGUUCGAUCUCAAACAAACCUUAAAGCCAUAACGGACAUGUGGACAUCACUGAAUGUGUCUUCGCGGCUCGAAGCGGCCGAAGCCGGCAUCGCUAAGCUCAGCUCUCUUGUGGAAGAUCUCAUCGCCGACUCUAACGCCCUGCAGGAAGCUUUGAAAGAACGAAAACUCAGUGCAGAAAGGCUACCGCAGAGGCAAGUCGAAGAGCAAAGUGCGGAACCUGCACCACCCCAGCCAAGUCCCCCGGCUGCGGAGCCCCCGCCGCCGCCACCGCCUCCCGCACCGGCACCCACACCCGCCCCCGCUCCUACACCUGAACCAGUCUCAGCACCCGAAACCGCAAGCAGUGCUGCUCCCAGCACCGCCGCAUCUAGUCCCCCCGGUGCCACUGGGGCCGGCUCCGCGGGCAUCUCCACAGCUGGCUCAGCCACCGUAACCCCCGCCGCUUUCCCUAGGGUGGGCUCUAUUUCGCCGCAAAUCAACGAAUUACGUGCAAUGAUACAGCAAGUAAAAACUGAUCUUGAUAAUAUGGCUAAAGAGUUUGUUGAAGCGAUGGCAGAUUUGCGACCGGAACAUCCUGUCACAAUGCCGCCAUCAUUACCUGUACUGCCGCCUGCGCCUGUAGAAGUGGCACCACCACCAGCAGUUACAGAAGAGCUGGGGAUUCCGCUUGCCGAACUCUUGGGCAAGAUAUGUUUAGUGGAAGCUAAAUUGAAGGAGUGCUGUGAAUCUGUUAACAAACAAGAAGGAAUCAUUAGCGAUCACAUAAAUUCAUUCCAAGAUCAAAUAGAACAUUUAUCAAGACAAGUAGCAGGGAUUCAGGAAUCAGCAGGAAGUAAGAUGCCACUGGAAAAUGCGCCUGACUUGCAAGGGUUAAUGAAGUUGUACCAGACUGUGCAAGAUAUGAAGGAAGAACUGAAACUUGUGCACGAAACUGCUCUGCAUUUGGCCUCCGAAAAAGAGGACCGGCAGGACCGUAUAAAUGCAAUAAUCGAACAAAUAGAAGUACUGAAGACGAUAAAGUUGGACCGCGACGAUAUGACGGAAGCAAUGGCGGAGAAGGCGGACUUGCGGCUUCUGGCGCGUAAAGUGUCACAUGAUCAGUUCGAGCUUGCCUGUGAUGACCUGUCCAGAGGACUGGACCACGCUCUUGGGAAACUUAAUAUGCAGGAAGCGCUGUGGCAACAAGCCCUCGAUGAUAUCCAACGCGAAAUAGAAAUGAAAUUGGACAAAAUGGAGCUGUCACCUGUGAAAGAGUUCUUCAAUACAAAACUCAAGCAGCUACAAGACAACCUGAAGCAAAUCGCGUCUUUACGCCGAUCCGUAGAAGCGGCUGGUGCUAAGAAAAAACUCAUGAGAGAUUUGAACUGCAUAUCUUGUGACGCUAAGGUAGUGAUGCCAAUGGAAGGUGAAUCAAGUAUACCAAUGUCAAGGCCUUUACCGCCUAACCUCUCCAUGAAGCCUUACCUUAGUUAUGAAUUAGAUGCAAUAAGGAAGGCUCAAGCUAGUAAUCUACAGCAGCGCAAUCUACACGACUGGGAACAAAUUGACAAACAAGCGCAUACACCCAAGCCGACGCAAAAAGUGCGGUCCGAUGUGGACAAACACACUUGCAACCGUUACUGCGGCGGCUCUCACACGACUACGACACCGGCGCAGCGCGUGGCGAGAGUCGGACACUUCGUGAAGCAGUGGGGACCCGAUGUAUUGCCUUUGUCUUCUACCGUGGGUCCAGGAGAUGACGGCAGGAUGUACAAAAUGAGCACACCUGAAGGACAAUCUGCCGCAGGUGCUGCUGCAGAUCCGACUUGUACACCAAAGUUGUUAGCGAAGAAAGGCGAACCAAAGAUGGCUGAUAAACGACCCAUCGUUGUAAGCGCGGAGUGUCGAUGCCUGGAAGAAGGAGGAGGUACAAAUAAAUAGAUCGUGUGUCGAAGGAUUGAAGGUAAAGUUGUAUUAUUUUUCCGUUUAAUUUUGUGACACUUUUUAGCUUUAUUAUAUUUUUCAUAAAAGAAAUUAUUCUAAUGUAAAUAAAACAAUGUAUUAUUUUUCCUUUGAUUUAUUUGGUAAAUCAAUUACCUUACAGAGUUUGUUAUCUUAUCGUUAAGUAUCACUUAGACGUUUUAAGGCUAAAAUAACAAAAAUCGUCUUUUACAUUCAAGUAAACAGAUGACGGAAAAAACAAUCAUAUACUUAAAAUAAUUGUAUCUAAUAUUUACAUAAUGUAAUCAAAUUAAGUAAUGAUGUUGUCAACUUUACUUAAAAUCAGCUUUUUUAUUAACUUUAAUAGUAAAUAAUACAUUCCCGAUACCACAGAGAUACCAUCUACAAUAUAAAAGAUAAAUUAACAUUUAAUUUUGAGAAUCAAGUUGGAAAAGAUAAAAUACGCUUUUGAGACUCACAAUGAUGUUCAUUGACCUUGACACUAUAUUUUGACACUCUCGUGACGUUAUAAGACUUACGUCUCAUGUUAUUGUGCACGAGUUGUCAGAACAUCA